Messenger RNA from Corapipo altera (White-ruffed manakin), 824 nucleotides. It is a transcript of the gene BATF, whose product is annotated as basic leucine zipper ATF-like transcription factor. The record is from RefSeq and is a predicted model, not a curated record. The transcript has 3 exons. Gene Ontology annotation, cellular component: nucleus. Bases 8 to 385 code for a protein of 125 amino acids. Gene Ontology annotation, molecular function: DNA-binding transcription factor activity, RNA polymerase II-specific; RNA polymerase II cis-regulatory region sequence-specific DNA binding. Lineage: Eukaryota; Metazoa; Chordata; Aves; Passeriformes; Pipridae. Gene Ontology annotation, biological process: regulation of transcription by RNA polymerase II.
AGGAGCCAUGCCCCACAGCUCCGACAGCAGUGAUUCCAGCAGCUUCAGCCAGUCUCCCCCUCCCAGCAAGCAGGACUCUUCUGAUGACAUGAGAAAAGUCCAAAGGAGGGAGAAGAAUCGUAUCGCUGCCCAGAAGAGCCGCCUGAGGCAGACUCAGAAAGCAGACACACUGCACUUGGAGAGCGAAGACUUGGAGAGGCAGAACGCUGCCCUGCGGCGGGAGAUCAAGCAGCUGACAGAGGAGAUGAAACACUUCACCUCGAUGCUGAGCUCCCAUGAACCACUCUGCUCCAUCCUGACAUCCCCUCCACCGCCUCCAGAAGUGCUUUACGCCACACACUCCUUUCACCAGCCCCACAUUAGCUCCCCACGCUUCCAGCACUGAGCUGGAAGUAGGAUGACAGCCUGCCAGCUCCACUGAUGGCAAGAAGUAACUUCAUGGGGCUCGUUUUUCCAUCCAAGGGAAGGAAUUGGACAAGUGGACAUUCCUUCUUAAAGUGUGUACUCUGAGUGACUUGCCUAAGACUUACUUCCUGUGCAGAAAUGGCAGAGCCACCACAAAGCAUCUUGGGACAGUUUCCAGCUUGGAUCCUGAGAAGAGGAGGCAGUCACAAAAGGGCACCAACCCCCUUCUGUGGUGCUUGUUUGGGCACACUCACAAGAGCGUGCAGCACCGACAGCCUCCAUAAGAGUGGCUGGAUGUGACAUGCAACAGCCGGAGCUACAGGAAGAGGAAUGGGAGCAGGGGUGGAGGAGGUUGGGGGCCACAGAGUAUCAGGGAAAAACUGGUUUAUUUUUGUAAAAUAAAGAUUGAAAAUUCUUAA